Entamoeba invadens IP1 is the source of this 1185-nucleotide messenger RNA. RefSeq names its product phosphatidylcholine-sterol acyltransferase precursor, putative. The transcript has a single exon. Lineage: Eukaryota; Evosea; Mastigamoebida; Endamoebidae. The record is from RefSeq and is a predicted model, not a curated record. Gene Ontology annotation, biological process: lipid metabolic process. The coding region runs from base 1 to 1185 and encodes 394 amino acids.
AUGUUGGUGUUUCUCUUGUUGAUCUCAUUCAUAGCCCAAGCGACUCGAAGCCCGGUCUACUUAGUUCCUGGUUUAAUGUCGAGUAUCAUUGAAAUGAAAGUGAAUGUUUCCCCGAGUUACUCUCCAUGGCCAUCCAAGUGUGACCGUACCAAGUCCCAAUUUCGUGCGUGGCUGAACUUAAAAGGGUCUCUGCCUUCCAAAGACGAAUGUUAUUACAAUUACCUCCAUGGUGUCUGGAAUAACGUCACAAACAAAAUGGAGAACAUUCCUGGUAUCGAGUCGAUCAUUCCCAAAGAUGAUGGUGACACGUAUGCCAUCGACACGAUGGCUCCUGUUAUUCUCGCAAAGCGAUUUACUCACAUGUUCAACAAAUUGAUCAGUCAUUUAGAGAAGAAGGGGUAUAAGCAGAAGUUUGAUUUAUAUGGCAUGCCAUACGAUUGGAGAAGUAAUGACCUUCCAAGCACCUUCUAUGAAACUUUUAAAAAUAGAAUUAUCGAAGGAAACAAGAAUACGGGGAAGAAGGCGGUUAUAGUGACACACUCAAUGGGAAUGUAUGUCAUGUAUAAGGCUCUCGACUACUUUGGUGAAGACUUUACCACGCAAUACAUCGAUAAAUUCUUGAUGGUGUCCGCGCCCGUCUAUGGAAGUGCGUUAAGUGUGAAAGAAGUAUUACUUGGUGAGAACAUAGGCCUUCCCAUCGACGAACAGUUAUCAAAAGAUCUCUCGAGGACUAUUCAGAGUGUUUUAAGUUUGUCGCCAAACCCAGAGCAUUGGCCACAAGAGCCAAUCGUCACUUUCAAAGGAAAUGGAAAGGAGUAUUAUGCUAAAGACCUUGCAGACUUAUUUGAGACGGAUCCUCUGAUGAAGGAUAAGGCUCGUUAUAUCCUUGAUAAUUCUAUUAAACCUUUCUUCGAAAAAUACAACUGGACUAUUCCUUUCGGUGUCGACACCUAUUGCGCUUAUUCCCUUGGUUCAGAGACUCCAGACAAAAUCGUGUAUGAAGGAGACAACACUGAUUCAGCUAGUACUGUCAUAUAUUCUGAUGGAGACAAAUUAGUCAAUAAACACUCUCUUGAGGGGUGUUCUCUGAUGACAAAGAAAGUGACAUACCUUGGUAAAUAUGCUCAUGUGAAGUGUUUAGAGUCGGAUGAGUUGUUUAAUUUGGUCGAUUCCUUGGUACUCUAA